Messenger RNA from Mandrillus leucophaeus (drill), 1634 nucleotides. RefSeq names its product pyrimidinergic receptor P2Y, G-protein coupled, 4 (gene P2RY4). The record is from RefSeq and is a predicted model, not a curated record. Gene Ontology annotation, molecular function: G protein-coupled purinergic nucleotide receptor activity; G protein-coupled UTP receptor activity. The transcript has a single exon. Gene Ontology annotation, cellular component: plasma membrane. The coding region runs from base 177 to 1277 and encodes 366 amino acids. Lineage: Eukaryota; Metazoa; Chordata; Mammalia; Primates; Cercopithecidae. Gene Ontology annotation, biological process: G protein-coupled receptor signaling pathway; transepithelial chloride transport.
GCUUGGGUAGGGGCCUGGCUAGCCUGAGUGCACCCAGAUGCACUCCUGUCAGCUCUCUCUAGUGCUUCAACCACUGCUCUCCCUGCUCUCUGCGUUUUUUGCCCCAGCUCAGGGAUAGGGGUGGGCAGGGAAAUCCUGCCACCCUCACUUCUCCCCUUUCCAUCUCCAGGGGGGCCAUGGCCAGUACAGAGUCCUCGCUGUUGAGAUCCAUAGGCCUCAGCCUAGGUCCUGGCAGCAGUGAGGUGGAGCUGGACUGUUGGUUUGAUGAGGAUUUCAAGUUCAUCCUGCUUCCUGUGAGCUAUGCAGUUGUCUUUGUGCUGGGCUUGGGCCUCAACGCCCCAACCCUAUGGCUCUUCAUCUUCCGCCUCCGACCCUGGGAUGCAACUGCCACCUACAUGUUCCACCUGGCAUUGUCAGACACCUUGUAUGUGCUGUCGCUGCCCACCCUCAUCUACUAUUAUGCAGCCCGCAACCACUGGCCCUUUGGCACUGAGAUCUGCAAGUUCGUCCGCUUUCUUUUCUAUUGGAACCUCUACUGCAGCGUCCUUUUCCUCACUUGCAUUAGCGUGCACCGCUACCUGGGCAUCUGCCACCCACUUCGGGCACUACGCUGGGGCCGCCCUCGCCUCGCAGGCCUUAUCUGCCUGGCAGUUUGGUUGGUCGUAGCCGGCUGCCUCGUGCCCAACCUGUUCUUCGUCACAACCAGCACCAGAGGGAACACCGUCCUGUGCCAUGACACCACUCGGCCUGAAGAGUUUGACCACUAUGUGCACUUCAGCUCGGCGGUCAUGGGGCUGCUCUUUGGCGUGCCCUGCCUGGUCACUCUUGUUUGCUAUGGGCUCAUGGCCCGUCGCCUGUAUCGGCCCUUGCCAGGCGCUGCACAGUCUUCUUCUCGUCUCCGAUCUCUUCGCACCAUAGCUGUGGUGCUGACCGUCUUCGCUGUCUGCUUCGUGCCUUUCCACAUCACCCGCACCAUUUACUACCUGGCAAGGCUGUUGGAAGCUGACUGCCGAGUGCUGAACAUCGUCAACGUGGUCUAUAAAGUGACUCGGCCUCUGGCCAGUGCCAACAGCUGCCUGGAUCCUGUGCUCUACUUGCUCACUGGGGACAAAUAUCGACGUCAGCUCCAUCAGCUCUGUGGUGGUGGCAAGCCCCAGCCCCGCACGGCUGCCUCUUCCCUGGCACUAGUGUCUCUGCCUGAGGAUAGCAGCUGCAGGUGGGCAGCCACCCCCCAGGACAACAGUAGCUUCUCUACUCCUAGGGCAGAUAGAUUGUAACACGGGAAGCCGGGAAGUGAGAGAAAAGGGGGUGAGUGCAGGGCAGAGGUGAGGGAACCCAAUAGUGAUACCUGGUAAGGCGCUUCCUCCUGUUUUCCAGGCUCUGGAUAGAAGCCCUCGCCCUGAGGGUUGCAGGGAGACAGGGACAUUAUGGGUGAUCUCAUCUCUCAUAACCCCUUCAGUUGCUAACUCUUUUUUAGCCAAUGCCAGUCUUCUACUCCUUUCUCAUUGUUUCUGUCCCUUCCUGGGGCCAUUGAUCCUACAAGUCUUCCUGAAAAUCUUCCCCAGUCCUCUUUCCCUGUCCCAUUUCCCCCACAGCCUCCUAUAGCAUGUGUUUCUCCAGCCAGACCAGAGCAU